AUGCAAAUCACAAAAAAGAGAUUCUUUCUACCGAAGGAAGAAAAGCAACAAGAAGUUAAAACAGAACCAGGUACGCAUGAAGAUAGUUUAUUUGUACAAGAUGAAGACGAGGAGGAAGAUAAGAAGGCGAACAUAAAACAGACCCAAGAUUCAUCUCUUGCAAACUCAACUAUAUCGCUUGAGAAAUUUACCAAGGACCUCCAAGCAAUAGUAGGUCAAAUCUCACCCAUUAUACUACAUUACCUAUACGACAAAUACUCAUCCCACUCCUCGAGUGUCAAGCAUGCCACUCAUGAAUUAUUCACAAACCCUCCUGACAUCGAUGAGUUGCAACGUGAUGGUACAACGCGUUUGGAGCUGCCACUAUGCUCAUCUCCAACAAGUAGCAUAUCAUCCAUACGUUCACAGAAGCACCUGCUGGCAAAGAGCUCUUCCACCCACUCAUCCUCGCCAUUAAAGCGAAUAAACGAUAAUCUUGAGUUUGGACAGUUUCGCAAACGUCACCAUUCAGAGAAGAAUGAAGCUGAUGUUCUAGUUGAAGCCGAUUCGUGGCACAGGUAUGUUGGUACAUUGGAUGUUCAAGCGUGGGCGACGAGGCCAACCAUGAAGCCGCUCAAAUAUAAAGACGAACUCGUGGUUAAAAGAUUAGUACCAAGAAAUUCAACAGCUCAAAAAAGCUCCAUCAUAAGAUUAUGUUUAAAUGAAAGGGAAAUAGGUAGAUUGCCAGAAGAUUUGACAAGGAUUUUCAGUCCCUUGAUUGAUCAAAAUAUUGCCGAUUUUGAAGUUAUUGUACUAGAGACAACAAAACGUCGAUUAUCAACUGGAGAUUCAUUUUUUGUUCAAAUAGUGGUUUAUCUCAAAAGUACCGGGUUUGUGAAAAAUAUCGAUUUGGCAAUGGAACAACCAGGAUUGAAAAAAGGUCUUAAUUUUAAUUUUGCAACUGAAAGUGAGGGUGAGGCAUCAAUGAGAUUACGACAAGCGGGUGUGUCAAGCUUGUUUGAAAGGCUCAGGCUCAAGCCACUAAAGUUGAACAACGAUAACAGAGAAGAUGACUUAAGCUCUUCUCAACCGAUGGAAAUUACUGGCUCAGAAGUUGAGGAAGUUGCCGAUGAAGUCAACUUUGAUCAAUUAAGACAAUUUUAUCAAGCAAAUAACCAGUCCAAGCUAUUGGAGAGUUUGCCGGAGACUACGGAACCACCAAAGGAAAACUUUAACCUAUCGUUGAGAGAAUAUCAAAAACAUGGACUUUCAUGGAUGUUGGCUAGGGAGAAAGAAGUUGAUGUUUUAGAACAAUGCAUGGGUGAGGAUAAGUUGUCGCUAGAGACUAGGAAAAAUAUAGAAGAAGCAGGUACAAUGAACCCCCUUUGGAGAAAAUACAGGUGGCCUAGUGAAGAUAACACGAUGCAAACUCGGGUCGGGUCUACGCAAUUGUCUACUCAAAAUCAAGAUAACUACUUUUACGCAAAUUUAUACAAUGGUGAAUUGUCAUUGGAGAAACCGAUAAUCAAAACCAGUUUACAAGGAGGAAUUCUUGCUGAUGAAAUGGGAUUGGGGAAAACUAUUGCUACUUUGGCAUUGGUCAACUCUGUUCCCUACGAUAAUGCACACAACUUACAAGAGAAUCGAUAUGCUUCGAAAACAACUUUGAUUGUUGUUCCAAUGUCAUUGCUUACUCAAUGGAAGGAGGAGUUUGAAAAAGCCAACAAUAACGUUAGACACACCUGUCGUUUGUACUAUGGAGAUGAAACUGAAUCUGAUUUAUCAUCGUCAUUAUGCAACAUCAAGCCAGAUUCAAAAAUCCCCAUAGUUGUAAUCACCACUUAUGGGACCAUAUUAAACGAGUAUACAAGAAUCUCCAAAAAUCGAACUGCAAAGGGUGAACUCCCCAAAUUGGGUCUUUACUCGGUCAAGUUUUUCCGCAUCAUUCUUGACGAAGGACACAAUAUUCGUAACCGAAAUACCAAAACUGCAAAAUCGGUUUAUGAACUACAACUGAAUCGGAAAUGGGUUCUUACUGGUACACCCAUUGUCAAUCGAUUAGACGAUUUGUAUUCAUUGGCGAAAUUCUUGGAACUAGAUCCUUGGAAUAAUUUCUCUUACUGGAAAACAUUUGUUACCUUACCAUUUGAACAAAAGAAGAUUUCACAAACAUUGGAUGUGAUAAAAUCGAUCUUGGAACCGAUUUUCCUAAGGAGAACCAAGAAUCAGAAAAAAAACGGUAAACCAUUAGUUGAACUUCCUGAAAAAGAAGUCGUUAUUGAAGAAAUCAAGUUUAAUGACCAAGAGGCUAAACUUUACAAUUGGUUCAAAUCAAGAGCAUUUGAAUCGUUUACGGAGGGGGUGAAAACUGGGCAAUUGAUGCGUCAAUACACACAAAUUCUAACUCACAUUUUACGAUUGAGACAAGUUUGUUGUCAUGUUGAUUUGAUUGGUGGUGCUCAUGAAAUGGAUGAUGAUGUGAUUGAUUUAGAAGUUGAUGAGGAAAUGAAGACAUUUUUGAAGACCAUAAAGGAUCAAAGUGGUGGCAAGUUUGCUAAUGAUACCGAAGUGAAGCAAAUCAUUUACAAAUUGUACGAUUGUGUUAAACCCGAGAAUGAAUGUUCAAUAUGUACAACAUCACCAAUUCCCAUGAAUGAACUCACCAUUACUCCAUGCGGACACACUUUUUGCUAUUCUUGUAUCUUGGAGCAUUUGGAUUUCCAACUGGAUUUAAAACGUGAUAAACAAUGUCCAAAUUGUCGUGAACCAAUAUCGAAAUACAAGUUGUUUCGAAUUCGCAAUCAAAAAACCACCGGUAAUGAAAUUCGAUUCCAUACACAAGAUCGAACCCAUGAUCAAAGUUAUGACUUUCAAAUUUAUUUACAUGAUCCCAACAGAACCAGUUCCAAAAUACAAGCGCUUGUGAAACAUUUAAAACUGAUUCAAUGCAAUGAACCAAAUCUGAAAGUUAUUGUUUUUUCUCAAUUUGCUUCAUAUUUGGACAUAUUGGAAGUGGAAUUAAACCUAACCAGUGAUGAUUUUAUUGUUUACAAAUUCGAUGGUCGAUUAAACAUGAAUGGUCGUGGGAAAUUACUCAAUCUGUUUAAUGCACCAUUAACUAAUGGUAAAAUUGCCAUUUUGUUGUUGAGUUUGAAAGCUGGAGGUGUUGGGUUAAACUUGACCACGGCUUCAAGAGCAUUCAUGAUGGACCCAUGGUGGAGUCCCAGUAUCGAAGAUCAAGCAAUUGAUCGAAUCCAUCGAAUUGGCCAAAAUGAAACUGUGAAAGUAGUUCGAUUUAUCAUGGAGAAUAGCAUUGAAACGAAAAUGCUCAAGAUUCAGGAACGUAAAAAGCAAAUUGGUGAAGCUGUGGGAGUUGAAGAAGAAGAGAGACGAAAAAGAAGGAUUGAAGAGAUUCAAAUACUUUUCGAAGAGUAA
Messenger RNA from Lodderomyces parapsilosis, 3414 nucleotides. RefSeq names its product DNA helicase. Gene Ontology annotation, molecular function: ATP-dependent chromatin remodeler activity; zinc ion binding; nucleic acid binding. The record is from RefSeq and is a predicted model, not a curated record. The transcript has a single exon. The coding region runs from base 1 to 3414 and encodes 1137 amino acids. Lineage: Eukaryota; Fungi; Ascomycota; Pichiomycetes; Serinales; Debaryomycetaceae.